Molecule: messenger RNA, 1436 nt
Organism: Hypomesus transpacificus
Lineage: Eukaryota; Metazoa; Chordata; Actinopteri; Osmeriformes; Osmeridae
Gene: tmem45b
Product: transmembrane protein 45B
Exons: 6
Coding region: 132-974 (280 amino acids)
Source: RefSeq, a predicted model, not a curated record
AUUACUACAGGUAGACGAACAGGUGCUCAGUUUCGCCGACGGGUUCAGAAUAUAUCCCUCACUACGGACUGAUUUAAUUUUAGGAAGUAAUUUAGGACAUUAAACAACGAGCAAGGGAGAAGUGUAGAAAGAUGGCCAACUUUAAGGGACAUGCUCUUCCUGGGAGCUUCUUUCUGCUGUUUGGCCUGUGGUGGUCUGUGAAACACCCACUCCAACACUGCUGGAGGAAGCAACAGGCCAAAGGAAGACAGAAACCGCACCCAUUCUUCACAAGAAUGGACUUAAUUGAAGGGAUCAUCAAAAUCUUCUUUGCCUUUGUUGGCAUAAUGGCUGAACAGUUUGUGCCAGACGGCCCACAUGCCCAGCUUUACGACCACGAGGACCAGUCCUGGGUGAAGUUGAUGAACUGGCAACACAGCACAAUGUACCUGUUCUACGGGAUCUCUGGAAUUGCAGACAUUCUCAGUUUCUCGUCACCUUCCGCUCCUCCAGGUCUAGACCGGCUUGGUCUCUCCAUGGCUCUCUUUGUCGAAGGGUUCCUGUUUUACUUCCACAUCCACAUGCGCCCCCCCCUGGACUCUCACAUCCAUUCCCUGCUGCUGGUGGCUGUGUUUGGGGGCUCCGCCAGCACCCUGCUGGAGGUGUUCCUAAAAGACAACCUCCUCCUGGAGCUUAUUAGGGCCAGUCUGGCAGUCCUUCAAGGCUCCUGGUUCUACCAGAUUGGCUUUGUGCUGUAUCCGUUAAAUGGACAAGAGUGGAAUCUGGAGUUGCAUGACAACGUCAUGUUUGUCACAAUGUGCUUCUGUUGGCAUUUAGCCAUGGCUCUGAUGAUUGUGGGAGGGAACUUCUCCUUGGUCUUGUUCGCUGUCAAACGAUGUUCCGGGACACCCAGUGACAUCGAAAUCGGAAUGAAAAAAACCUCCUCCAGUUCCAGUUCUCACAAAGCACUGCUGCAAGAGUCAGAUGAAGAGUAGACUCACUAUGAAGAAUUACUGCAAGGAAUUCCCUACUUUUUUAUGCUUGAGUAUGUUGAUUGGCCAUGGUUUAGAAGACAUGGCUAACCAAAUCACAUGUCUUCUACUUGCACAUUUAUACUUUCUUUACUUUCUCCUCCAUAAAAUAAAUAAAAUGUAGAAAACUUAUUACAAUCUGAGAUGGGAGAGAAAAGACAUUCAGACAAUACGUGAAAUUAUAAUGCACUGAAAUAAGCAACUGUUCUCAGAAUACCAAAAUACAAUCAUAUAGUGUUUUGUGUUUUAAAAUUCUGACAGCAGGUUAACAUUGUUCAGUUCAAGCAAGUUAAACAUUUACUCUGGUCCCACCUGUUUGCUGAGUUGAAUUCUCUUCCUGAAACGUCCAAGCUGAUUGUCACAAUGCCAUAUGGUUCAUUUCAAUAUCCUUAUUUACAAUACUACUACUGUGAUGUUCACAUAAAA